Molecule: messenger RNA, 2904 nt
Organism: Hipposideros armiger (great roundleaf bat)
Lineage: Eukaryota; Metazoa; Chordata; Mammalia; Chiroptera; Hipposideridae
Gene: CUNH1orf115
Product: chromosome unknown C1orf115 homolog
Exons: 2
Coding region: 95-505 (136 amino acids)
Source: RefSeq, a predicted model, not a curated record
GUCCCCCCGCCCCGUCCGGGCGGCGGCGGGCGGGGAGCAAAGGUUGGUGUCUUGGCACUCGCGCCCCGACCGUCGCCGGAGGGGCCGCGGCAUCAUGACGGUGGGAGCCAGGCUCCGAAGCAAGGCGGCCAGUAGCCUGUCGCGCCGCGGCCCCCGGGGGCGAGGGGGCACGGAGGGGGACGAGGAGGCGAGCGCCAUCCUGGAGCACCUGGAGCUGGGGGACGAGGCGACCGAGAGCGCAGCGAGCGCGGAGCGCCCCGCGGCCCGGAGCGCGCGGCGGGUGCACCUGGCCGUCCUCCCCGAGCGCUACGAGCCGCUGGAGGAGCCGGCGCGGGCCGACAAGCCCAAGAGGAGGUACCGGCAGAAACUGAAGAAGUACGGCAAGAAUGUUGGGAAGGUCAUCACCAAAGGAUGCCGCUACGUGGUCAUCGGCCUGCAGGGUUUCGCCGCGGCUUACUCUGCCCCCUUUGGAGUGGCUACCAGCGUGGUGUCGUUUGUCCGCUAGUGGGAGCCGCUGCGGCUCGAGAGCAAUGGAGGCCCCUGCUCCCGGAGCCAUGCAAAUCCAGAAGCACUCUAGAUUUGAACCCACAGAAGAAAAAAAAAGGCCUUUCUCUGUUGAACUGGAUGAGUGUUAUGAACGGGACACCCUUUCCCAUCUGCUGAGCUUUUCAUGUUUCUUGGACACGGUGGCUCUGUUGGGCAAUCCCACAGAAAAUGAGCUGGGAUUAGGUUUGGGAUUAGAGUUCGUUUGCUAAAACUGGAACCUUCCCAUGAAGGUGGCAGGGGACUGGCAUGGAAUCAAACCUUUAACACACAUGAGCACGCGGGGUGGCAAGCGGAGUGGGGAUUAUGGAGACGGAGGGAGGGAAAAUACAGGAGUGAAAUCAUUUGCUACAUUCUUCUGGAAAAGUCAUAGGCCGCGCGACCUUUCAGGCACUCACAGCCCUUGGUGACUUGGGUUCUGAGGGCACCAAAGGAGCGGCUGGUUUCUGAAGUCGUGUCCCCCACCUCCUUCCUUCCCCCACCCCUUUGUCACCAGGCGUUUAAUUACAGGCUUGAGAAGAAGGAAGGAAGAAAAGUCUCUUUGAAGGCUGUGACACUUUGAAACUGUGUUCCCAGUGUGUCGUGACUGUUUAAAGUAGAUAAAAGCUUGUCACCGUCACCCUUCUCUGACAUGAACGUGCAGCCAGGGAAAGAAAUGGCAAGUGAAGGUGCAGGCUGGGUGGGUGGAAAGGAUCCAGUGAGGGGGUGCUCCUGAGGGCUCAUGUCCGGCCCAGUCCGGCCCAGCCACGUGUGACUGGCUGGCCAGACUCACCCACACACAUGUGACUGGCUGAGGUCGUGGGCCUCCUGCCUCAGAUGCCAGCAACAUCAGCUCCACAUCUCUACGCCAAGCCAACCAAGGCUCGGGGGAGAGGGAGACGCUACACCUGGAAAUGGAAGUGUGUGAUUUAGGGGAGGAACCAGUAAGUAGGAGACAGGUCCAAAGGAAGUAGGAACAAGACAAAAGGGUACUGGAUAAGAGAAGUGGAAGUGUAGGAUCGAGUCCUGGGUUGUCAGCGUUGGGAAAUCUUAGGUGGGCCAGGCCUCUGGCUCUAGGUAGGGACUCAGGGAAGGUGGGUGGCCAGAGGUGCCGUGGCUGGUGCGUGAAACCCUUCUGAGGCCCAUGAGCUCACUUUGGCUGGCUUUGCGGCCUCCUUUCCACUUUUGUGCUGCCCAUUUUGACCUCAUCUCACCUGGGUCCAAAGGUUAGGGUGAGACAGGCAUGGUCCUGACACUCCCCCAGGACGACCCACGGACUGCCAUUGGACCGUUGGACAGGGAGAUGAAAGAAAGAAGGGUCCCUCUUGCCAUGCCCUCUGCCAGCUCCCAGGAUUGGCCACUGUUCUGACUUUGUUUCUAGACUAUCCAGAAGUUCAAACCCGUUAUCUCUGAUCACGGUCAGUGGCAACGUCUACCUAUUGCCCCUGGAAGUUUCUUCAGGCCAUGCAAAGGAGGCCUUCAUGGUCAUGCUUCACUGAUGGUCAAGCCCCCACCAGAUGGCACUGGGAAGUGGAGAUGGUGGGAAGACAGACGGACAGAGAAAGGAACGGGUGGAGGAGGAAGUUGCAGCCAUGAUGCUAGACUCGGCUUCCUGCUCUGGAGGUUCUUGUUGAGAUGAACUUGGACCCAGUUCCUGCAGCAUUAAUAUCUGUGAGGAAAAGAGAAAACCCAUGUCCUCAUUUUAGCUCAAAUGAUGAACGUGGAUAGUGGCACGUUUUUCACACGUGUAAGAUAAUUAUAGCUUGCCUAUCCACCCUGGGAGUCGGAAAGAAGAGAUGUGAGUUGGAGAAAAAGCGAAGCACAGCUUCAUGGGAAAGUCAGGCUGGCUUGGCGUGCCGGUCAGAGGGAGGCAGCCUGUGGUGGGCCUGGAGGACGCCCCUCCCCGGUGGCCCAGGGAUGCUGAGUCUCUGGGGAAGUGGAAAUGUGAGCCCAGGGAGGGACAUGAGUGGCUGAGGCCUGUGGGACGAAAACCUUCCCCUCCCUGUCCCCUCCCUAUCGCCAAAUUAGCGAUACCCUCAGGCCAAGCACAUCUGGCCCUAAAAUUCUUGAAGUAUAGUUAAGAAUUAACCCAGGACUUGGGAAAGUCAAAACCUCACAGGGAUUGUCCUGGGAGCCAGGUUCAUGGAUUCAUGGGACAGAAGAUGAACUUCACCCUGUCAGCCGGAGUAGUCGUUUACUCCACAAUGGGGCACCCAUGUUGCAGAUGACCUUCUUGCCUUGUCUUUCUCGCCACCUUUUUUUUUUAAUUCUCACCCUACUGAGAAUUGAGCUUUAGAGGCUCUUCUUUACACGCUUGACUUUGAGGCUUCUUUUGUAUUCCUUCCUUGUCCUCUUGUGUAAAUAAAACCCCAAUUGGUUUAA